UGAAACAUCAAAAGACAUUAGAAAAAUGAAAAUGGAAUGGGUUUACAUGUGUAUAGGCACUUUGUUGGCAUGCUACAUUUUUGUAAACAAAAUAGUGAAGAAUUUGAAUGGAUGGUAUUAUAAUCUCAAACUAAGAAACAAAGACUACCCUUUGCCUCCUGGUCACAUGGGAUGGCCUCUAAUAGGGAAUCUAUUUACUUUCAUUCAAGAUUUCUCAUCAGGCCAACCUGAUUCAUUCAUUACCAAUCUUAUUCUCAAAUAUGGAAGAAAUGGUAUCUACAAGACACACUUGUUUGGAAAUCCAAGUAUAAUAAUAUGUGAGCCUGAGAUGGGUAAGAGAGUGAUUUCAAAUGAUGAGAACUUUAAACUUGGUUAUCCAAAAUCCAUCAAAGAGUUAGCACGAUGUAGACCAAUGAUUGAUGUAUCUAAGGAAGAACAUAGACAUUUUCGAAGACUAAUUACAUCUCCCAUUGUUGGUCACAAGGCACUAGCAAUGUAUAUAGAACGUCUCGAGGACAUUGUGGUCAAUUCCUUAGAAGAAUUGUCUAGCAUGAAACAUCCUAUUGAGUUUUUGAAAGAGAUGAAGAAAGUUUCCUUUAAAGCCAUUGUCCAUGUUUUCAUGGGAACUUCUAAUGACAACAUUAUUAAAAGCAUUGGAAGUUCUUUUACUGAUUUGUAUAAUGGCAUGUACUCCAUUCCCAUCAAUGCACCUGGAUUCACUUUCCACAAAGCACUCAAGGCACGCAAGAAGCUAGCUAAAAUAGUUCAACCUGUUGUGGAUGAAAAGAGAUUAAUGAUAAAAAAUGGUCAACAAGUGGAAGAGAAAAAAGAUCUUAUGGAUAUUCUGUUGGAAGUGAAAGAUGAGAAUGGUAGAAAAUUAGAAGAUGAAGAUAUUAGUGACUUGUUGAUAGGGCUUUUAUUUGCUGGACAUGAAAGUACAGCAACUAGUCUAAUGUGGUCAGUUAUACAUCUUACACAGCAUCCACACAUCCUUAAAAAAGCCAAGGAAGAGCAGGAAGAAAUCUUGAGGACAAGACCAGAUUCCCAGAAGCGAUUAAGUCUCAAUGAAGUCAAACAAAUGACUUAUCUUUCUCAUGUAAUCAAUGAAACAUUGCGAUGUGCCAACAUUGCCUUUUCAAUUUUUCGGGAGGCAACAUCUGAUGUUAACCUUAAUGGUUAUCUCAUACCAAAAGGGUGGAGAGUGCUAAUAUGGGCAAGAGCUAUUCAUAUGAGUGAUGAAUAUUACCCAAAUCCACAAGAAUUUAAUCCAUCUAGAUGGGAUAAUUACACUCCCAAAGCAGGGACUUUCAUUCCUUUUGGAGCAGGAAGUAGGCUCUGUCCUGGAGCUGACUUAGUCAAACUUGAAAUUUCCAUAUUUCUUCAUUAUUUUCUCCUUAACUACAGGUUGGAGCGAAUAAAUCCACAAUGUCCUAUUACUAGCUUGCCAGUAUCUAAACCAACUGACAAUUGUCUAGCUAAGGUGAUAAAAGUGUCAUGUGCUUAGCUAUUUUUGAAGCCAAGCUACUUGUUUGAAAAUCAACAAUUGUUUGCUUCUUAUGUCACAAAACUUUCUGGUGUUGUUGUUUUUAGUUUGUUUCUUAGAGUGCCAUCCUGUGUUUUUGAAGAAGAAAAAAAAAGGUUGUAAAAGCAAAAAAUAAUAAUAAAUUUGUAAUGGUGUGACAUUGAUGGAGAUUCACCUGGGCUUUUGAUGUUUGGUCUAGGACUGUAUCAUGGUGGGUUUGGAUGGAUUUUUGUUUUUGGGUUGGCUCAGACUUUCAAGCACAUGAUUUCACAUUUGUUUACAAUCCUUUAUUGAGGAUGAAUACAUUUUUUCUCCUAUGAUAUUGGGUUUGGGCUUAUGUUUGUUCUUUGUAAGUUGAAGUGUUUUUUUACUCUCAUUAAUAAUAUUUUAUUUAUUUAGAAAAAA
Messenger RNA from Cicer arietinum (chickpea), 1927 nucleotides. Its product is annotated as beta-amyrin 11-oxidase-like. Gene Ontology annotation, cellular component: endoplasmic reticulum. Gene Ontology annotation, molecular function: heme binding; ent-kaurenoic acid monooxygenase activity; iron ion binding. The record is from RefSeq and is a predicted model, not a curated record. NCBI's taxonomy places the organism in Eukaryota, Viridiplantae, Streptophyta, Magnoliopsida, Fabales, Fabaceae. Gene Ontology annotation, biological process: multicellular organism development; brassinosteroid biosynthetic process; sterol metabolic process.